This is a messenger RNA of Centrocercus urophasianus (Greater sage-grouse), 4248 nucleotides long. RefSeq names its product dishevelled segment polarity protein 1 (gene DVL1). Gene Ontology annotation, cellular component: cytosol. Lineage: Eukaryota; Metazoa; Chordata; Aves; Galliformes; Phasianidae. Gene Ontology annotation, molecular function: frizzled binding. Gene Ontology annotation, biological process: canonical Wnt signaling pathway; intracellular signal transduction. The transcript is spliced from 15 exons. The record is from RefSeq and is a predicted model, not a curated record. The coding region runs from base 63 to 2198 and encodes 711 amino acids.
UGAGCGGAGCCCCGGGCCGCCUCCCCGCAGCGCGCUGUUCGCCCGCCGCGCUGCCCUCUCCCAUGGCGGAGACUAAAAUCAUUUAUCACAUCGACGAAGAGGAAACCCCUUAUCUGGUGAAGCUGCCCGUCCCUCCGGAAAAAGUCACUUUAGCCGAUUUUAAAAAUGUCCUCAGCAACCGGCCCGUGCACAGCUACAAAUUCUUCUUUAAAUCCAUGGAUCAGGAUUUCGGGGUGGUGAAGGAGGAGAUCUCGGAUGACAAUGCAAAGCUGCCCUGCUUCAAUGGAAGAGUGGUGUCCUGGCUGGUCCUGGCUGAAGGCUCCCAUUCUGACACAGGCUCACAGUGCACCGAGAGCCACGCAGACCUUCCACCUCCCAUCGAGAGGACGGGUGGCAUUGGAGACUCCCGGCCUCCGUCGUUCCACCCAAAUGCUGCCAGCAGUCGGGAUGGACUGGACAAUGAAACAGGAACAGAGUCAGUUAUCAGCCACCGUCGAGAGAGACAUCGGCGGAGGAAUAGAGAAGGGCACGAGGAUGUCCCUCGAAUCAAUGGCCAUCCCAAACUGGACAGACAUCGUGAGCACCCUCCUGGUUACGACAGCUCUUCUACCAUGAUGAGCAGCGAGCUGGAAUCCAGCAGCUUCAUCGACUCGGACGACGAUGACAACACCAGCAGGUUGAGCAGUUCCACUGAGCAAAGCACUUCCUCACGGCUCAUACGGAAGCAUAAGCGCAGGAGGAGGAAACAAAGGAUGCGGCAGAUUGACAGGUCAUCCUCGUUCAGCAGCAUCACAGAUUCCACCAUGUCCCUAAAUAUCAUCACUGUCACACUCAACAUGGAAAAGUAUAACUUCCUGGGAAUCAGCAUUGUAGGACAAAGCAAUGACCGGGGUGAUGGUGGCAUAUACAUUGGCUCUAUCAUGAAAGGAGGGGCUGUGGCAGCAGAUGGACGAAUUGAACCAGGAGACAUGCUUCUGCAGGUGAAUGAUGUCAAUUUUGAGAACAUGAGCAAUGAUGAUGCAGUACGGGUGUUAAGGGAAAUAGUCUCCAAGCCAGGACCUAUUAGCCUAACGGUAGCCAAGUGCUGGGACCCCACUCCCAGGAGUUAUUUCACCAUCCCCAGGGCUGAACCAGUGAGGCCAAUUGACCCUGCAGCGUGGAUCUCUCAUACCACAGCCAUGACGGGAGCGUACCCCCGUUACGGUAUGAGCCCCUCCAUGAGCAUCACCACAUCUACCAGCUCCUCACUAACAAGCUCAAUUCCCGAUUCGGAAAAAUUAGAAGAAUCUCCCUUAACUGUGAAGAGCGACAUGGCUACUAUUGUCAAGGUCAUGCAGCUGCCAGACUCAGGCCUUGAAAUCCGGGACAGGAUGUGGUUAAAAAUUACCAUCUCCAAUGCAGUAAUAGGAGCAGAUGUUGUUGACUGGCUUUACACACACGUGGAAGGCUUCAAAGACCGACGGGAGGCUAGGAAGUAUGCCAGCAGCAUGUUAAAACACGGCUACCUCAGGCACACUGUGAACAAAAUCACCUUCUCAGAGCAGUGCUAUUAUGUCUUUGGAGACCUCUGUGGCAAUAUGGCUGCACUGAACCUCAACAAUGGUUCUAGCGGAGCCUCUGAUCAAGAUACCCUUGCUCCACUUCCACAUCCUGCUGCUCCCUGGCCUUUAGGCCAAGGAUACCCCUAUCAGUAUCCUCUGCCCCCUCCGUGUUUUCCACCAGCAUACCAAGACCCAGGCUUUAGCUAUGGCAGUGGCAGUGCAGGGAGCCAGCAAAGCGAAGGAAGCAAAAGCAGCGGCUCGAACCGAAGCAACAGCGAGAACAGCAGGAGGGCUCUUGGCAGAGAGAAGGACCGCAAGUCGGCGGGCAGUGGCAGUGAAUCUGAGCACACUGCCUGCAGUGGUGGCACCGGCACGGCGCGCCGCGAGAGGCCCGUCAGCCAGCUCAGCCACCGCAGCCACGUCUCUGCCACCCACAGCGAGAGGAGCCACCACAGCCAUCAUUCUUACGGGCCUCCGGGUGUCCCACCCCUCUACAACCUCCCCAAACUGGGCUCGAAAGUCUACGGGACGAGCGGACCCCCUGGAGGGCCUCCGGUGAGAGAACUGAGCUCCGUUCCUCCGGAGCUGACGGGGAGCCGGCAGUCCUUCCAGAAGGCCAUGGGCAACCCUUGUGAAUUCUUUGUCGACAUCAUGUGAGAGGAAGUGCCUUCAGACUCUGCUUUGGGGAGGGCCGGGGAGGAUCGUUUUGGGGCCGGGUGGGAAAUGUGGUCGUUGUCGGAUGCUGAAGGGAAGAAGUUUGUCUGUUUUGCAUGUCACGCCUUCCCGGUUUGCAAUGGCGUGUUGCAGAAAAACCAACAACACGAAGCAACAACAACAAAAACACAAAACCCCCCCACAAAACAAACACAAAAAACCCCCAGCAACGCCUAGGAUUGUUAAAUAUCAGCAAGUCGAUGGCGUCUUCUCUUUAUCCUCCCGUUUUUUCUUUCUUCCCCUCUUGUUUUUGAUUGUGGUUGGCUGGUGUAUAUUCACAUCUUAAUGAGCUUUGGUAAUUGUGGCACCUACUUUCAGUGCAAUUAGUGUAUCUUUUGGGCUGAUCCGAGGACUUAUUAUUUCACGUGACUUCUGAAUUUCCAGUAAUGCAUAACGGCACUUUUAUUUUCCUGUGCUUUUUCUCCUGCAAGGAAAAACAAAGGAUUGUUGGCUGGUAUCUGUGAUACUGCCUCGUAAUGCUGGUGCUUGGAUGCAUCAGUCAGCACUAAGCAGAUGCAGCACCUGUGAGUACAGACCAUACGUGCUUGGAAAGGAGCAGGCACAGACCAGUUCCCAGCAGAAAGCCAAGUUGUGACUGCCUUCUACUGCCUAGAGAGUGUAAAUCCAUCUUCCUUUUUCUUCAGAUGUCCAUUAUUCUGUGAAGGAAAUGGUGGAACCUUGCUGCUGUAUGUGCUCCUUGUGCAGAACUUGUGAUGUUAGUUCAUUCAGUUUCAUGAUAGGGACUUUGUAGCUGCAGUCUUUUCCUGGGCAUUUCGGUCACAUCGCUGCUGACAGAUGUCUGUUUUUUUUUUCUGGCUAUGAUUUGCACUUGCUUACUAGUUUUAAAAGUUGUCUCCACAGAAAUAGAAUGAUUGCUGCAGCGUGAUUCUGUUGGUGUAGCUGCAGCUUCUCCCUCUGGAAGGGACAUAUUCCCCAUUCAAGCAGAGACAGAGAAAUCCUGGCUCCCACUGGCACGUGGCUUUUCAUUUUGACCACCUCUCCUUCUGUUCUUUGUUUCUGAGCAGUAUCUUUCCCUUUUUUUCUCCCCUGAAAUAGAAACCUGGAGAUACCUAACCCCAAUUGCUGAGUUACCCACAGGAGCAUGUCCUGAACACCAGUGGGAACUAGCUGUUAGCAGAGAGGUGAGAGCAGUCCAUGAGUGGUACAGUGAGUGAGUCCUUGUGCCGGACACUGAGCACAGCCUGUGCUAAAACUCUGCUGGGAGCUUUCAUUUCAGCAGCUGUUUCCAGCAGGUUUUAGGACAGGAGCUUUAAAAUCAGUCUUUGCUGUAUAUAAGCCUGUUUUUGUUUAUUUUUUUAACUGAUGAGAAGCUUCUUUUUGGUAUCUUCCAUGCUUUAUGGGUGGUGUGACUAUCCAGUAUGAGCAUCAAAAGCAAACACAUCUUUCUCACUAAAACAUGCAGUUUGUGUUCCUUUGUCACCCUGGAAAACUGCUCCUCAAGCUUUCCAUUUUGUACAUGUUCGUUCUGAUGGACUUUUAUUACUUCUUAUGGCAGAUUUGUGUGCAAACAUCCAUCCUUUAUACAAAAGCCAAGUCCAGAUUUCAGACGUCUGUGUGAAGCAGAUGAUGAAGUCUCACUUCAAAGGAAGCGAGGUUUUUAGGAAGCAAUCACUCAGGCUAGGAACCCAGAUUACAUUGCAACCAGCUGAGUGGUUUUGGACUGCUGCUUUCAGAAAAUCUCCCUAAAGGUGGAAACAGCAUCUUCACAGUUGUGCUUUCUUCAUAAUCCAUCUGAUGGGCUGCUCUUGGUGGCAGACUUGCUGGUGGCUCAUUCAGAAGAAUGGCACUUGCUAACACUUUUCUUCCCUUUUCUCCUCCCACAAACGCAGCAAAGGCACUAAUUAAACCAAGUAAACCAUUGUGAGAAAUUGACGUUGAAAGCAAUGAGAUAAAUCAGGGUUUAAAAAAAAACACAAAAGAAUACUUGUCCUGUGUCUCCAGGAGAACACUGUUAAGGAGUCUGCGACUUUCC